AUGAAUACUCCAGCGGUGCCGCUGCCACUUGCUAAUGUGGUUCUGGCUGAUGACCAGGGGACGCUGUCCGCUGACGAUGUUGAAUUCGAUGCAAUCGAAAAGCUCAAAGAGUUCGAGGUAUUGCCCACGUUAUACAGCCUCCUUCACGACUUACAAACGGGACAUAUCAAAGCCAAGGACUUUGACAACAAUGCCGGGAGUUUACGACUAAAACUCUCAUUAAUCCGUCAAUACUUGUCACAAAUUGAAGGCAUCAGCGAAACGGUGAAACUGCGAGAAGUCAAAAUUGACAAUUUGAAAACCAAAAACUACCAAAAGUGGGAGUUGCUCCAACGGAUUAAACUGCUGAUUCAGGACGGUCAGCCCGCUUUGGAGGAGGAUGCUGCCGAUGACGCCAACACUAAAAAGUCCGACACCGAAGCCAACAAAGAUGCCGAUGGUGACGUCGAAAUGAACUAA
This is a messenger RNA of Diutina rugosa, 459 nucleotides long. It is a transcript of the gene MED9, whose product is annotated as Med9p. Lineage: Eukaryota; Fungi; Ascomycota; Pichiomycetes; Serinales; Debaryomycetaceae. The record is from RefSeq and is a predicted model, not a curated record. Gene Ontology annotation, molecular function: transcription coregulator activity. Bases 1 to 459 code for a protein of 152 amino acids. Gene Ontology annotation, biological process: regulation of transcription by RNA polymerase II. Gene Ontology annotation, cellular component: mediator complex. The transcript has a single exon.